Molecule: messenger RNA, 462 nt
Organism: Lecanosticta acicola
Lineage: Eukaryota; Fungi; Ascomycota; Dothideomycetes; Mycosphaerellales; Mycosphaerellaceae
Source: the annotation of a GenBank genome assembly
AUGUUGUUCCAAUACACCAGCAUCGACCGAAGCACCAUCCGCCUCAUCCGCUUCCUCCCCUACAGCACCCCUUCCAAUAUCUACCUCUCCCUCGAACACCUUCCGUACUACUACCACCACCAACAACACCCUCCCCACCCCUCCCUCAAAUACAAUGCCCUGAAAAUCUCCCCUCCUCCUCCUCCGUCUCAACCAGAAGAAGACCGCAAACCCCUCACUCUAGCCGGUCGCACUUUUCUCGUCCCUUCCCCUCUCUGGGACGCUCUGAGUAGCAUGGUGGAUCGGAAAUUCGAGCUUGCGACGCCGCUCUGGGCGGAGUAUGUCUGUGUGAAUCAACAGGAUGAGGACGAAAAGUAUGUGCAGGAGGCGCAGAAGGGGAGGAUUCUGCGGUGCGCGCGCAAGGUUCUCGUGUGGAAUGGUGUGGCGGUUGAGGAGGAGGAGGAGGAGGAGGAGCAUUUAUGA